Ornithodoros turicata is the source of this 2559-nucleotide messenger RNA. Its product is annotated as membrane metallo-endopeptidase-like 1. Gene Ontology annotation, molecular function: metalloendopeptidase activity. The record is from RefSeq and is a predicted model, not a curated record. Lineage: Eukaryota; Metazoa; Arthropoda; Arachnida; Ixodida; Argasidae. The transcript has a single exon. Gene Ontology annotation, biological process: protein processing. Gene Ontology annotation, cellular component: plasma membrane. The coding region runs from base 1 to 2559 and encodes 852 amino acids.
AUGGAAGUCGAAACCGGAUUUGUCGUCGGCGGGGACCUCGCAAGAAGGGAUAGCGUCAGCAGCGACCGGACGUUGCCCGCUGCGGAGGGCAACGACGAGGUUCCCGCCGUCGCCGCAACUGUCCCACGACAGAAAGUCGCCGCUCGCACAAAGCGGCUUGAACGUUACACGGAGUGGGACCCCUUCGACGUUCCACCUCCCAAGAAACCAGUCAGAGAAAUACGCCACUUUCAACAGGUUGCACGUGACAUCAUGUUUAUCCCAUGUCUCUUGUUACUGGGGAAUAUAUGUACCUUUGUACUUCUCAUUGUCACGUCCCACCUCGCAAAGCACUGGCUCGCGCCCGUGGCGUCGGUCACACACCGUGGCCCAGGAGAUACAACACCCGAGAUCAUAGAAGGCAUCCGGGAACACAGAACGUGUAAUCACUCGCGAUGUGGAGCUAUGGGCCACGCGCUCAUGUACAGUCUCAAUGACGCCAUAUCGCCUUGCACCAGCGUCUGGGAUCAUGCUUGCACUGGAUGGAUCAAAACGCCUGGACCGGUGUACCGUAAGGUGAUUCUAGGUGCCGCAAAUUUCUACGUCGAGGAUAUGUACAAGGACAUGAAGAAAACCCUCUUGACCAUGAAUGUGUCAACACGUACGCCCAACGCAAUGCAGAAGGCAUCUAUUUUCUACAGGAGGUGUGUUGGAGACAAGAUGACAAAUAAUGACAACAUGGGUGAACUGAGAACCGUGUUCGACGGAUAUUCUAUGAGAAAUUGGCCUCACAUAACAUUUGCUGAGGAUGUCAUCGACACUGUCCUAACCAGGCACCUACGUGAUACUCAAGAUAGUGCAAUUUUGACGAUAAGAACCGCGAACUAUGUUCCUCUAGAACCGAUUAUAGAAGCACCUUAUCCUGUCAGCAGGAGAGUCUUCCUUGCCUUGGAUUGCCCUUCGUUUCCCGUGCCUCAUUAUGUCUACACGCAGGCUAAAAUGCGCAAUAUGCGGGAUCGCUACUACACUUACAUGAGGGAAGCAAUCACCAGAUACUCUCCGAAUGUUACCAAUGCUACGCUACACAACAUAAUGGCAUUUGAGAUGAACCAGGCGUACGUGGUUCGCAAGCGCUGCUAUAGACGGCGCUUCAGGCGUCUAUCCGUCGGAACUUUGACUAGAGAAGUACCAGGGGUCGACUGGACGACGUUUCUCAAUGAGAUUAUUGGAUCUAGAUCAUCGUUCAAGGUCAAUAAGGGGACAGUGAUAUUAGUACGGUCGGUGAACUACCUUCGCUACGUGGCUAGUUUGAGGCAAGGACCCAAAAACGUGCGGGCUGUUAACUACAUCGGUUGGCGUUUGCUUCACCUUUUUGGGCGACACGCGUCCAGAGAGCUUCGUCAAUACGAAGACACUUUCAAAGAAGUCAUCCACACGCAGCAAGGGCAUGGACAGGAAUGUCUCAUGGUGGCCAACGACGUUAUGCCCAUUGCCGUCGGCAGAGUGUACGUGGAAAUGCACACUCGAAUCAAGACAUUCAUUAAGGUCAACACAAUGGUACGAAGUAUACUCUUCAGCUUCAAGCAUAUGCUCUCUGAAGCAUCUUGGAUUGUUAGUGGACAGCUCCACACUGUCUUUGCCCACAUUGACAGAAUCCGAACGAUGGUCAGCAUUCCACCUUGGAUUGCAAACGACACGCUCCUCGGAGAGUACUACAGUGAUCUGGUCCUCGAUCCUUACAAGAAUUCCUUCUUUGGGCUGCUGGUGAACAGCACUGCGCACAUCGCGCGGAAACGCUUUAUGGCCCUCGACAUCCAAGAAAGCAUUCUAUCUGGUACAGACGACGAGAGAAAGAAAGCUGGAGGAACGAGUGCCAUCAGCAUCACGCACCUGCACUCUUUCAUCUUUCCAGCCAAGAUAGUAGACCUGAAUCUGCACAGGUACAACCCGCGCCAAUCUCUCCUGUACGAUGUUGUGAACAACGUUAUUCUCCUACCGGCUGGCAUUCUGCAACCACCAUACUUCGAUCCGAACGUGCCACACGCUCUAAACUACGGCGGACUCGGUGUGCUUCUACUGCACGACAUUAUCACCGAAUUCUUCCGUUUCUACUUCGACAUUUUUAACAAUAAGUGGAGGUCAAAAGUGAAAUGCAUCAACGAUGUAGUAUACGGCGAUAGGGAAGACGCAAGCGGCGGUGUCGAAGGAGAACAGGACACGUUCACCGCUGCCUUCACUAUGAUGAUGGUGCGCCUUGCAUACAACGCAUACCACGACUACAUGGAUGUCGACGACGACGAUGUCCUCUCCAGCGUCUGGCCAGGGGUCAAUCCUGACCAAAUUUUCUUCCUCUCGGCAGUGAGGACUACGUGUUCCCUAACGCGCGACAAACACUGGGCGAAGCUCAUGAAGGGAGGUACGGUCGCGGCGAAUCGGUUACCGCUUCUAGAGAAGAUCAAGCUUGCACUUCAGGGCUUAGCAGAACUCCACGACGCGUUCCACUGUAGCAGGGAUAAAAAAGGCGAGUUCUACAUGUGCUUUGAAGAUGAUCCCGUAGUCGGCGAACUGAAACCCAUUUGA